ACAAGCCCAUAUUCGAUUUUGAGAGAGUCGCCAUGGGUCGUGUGAUUCGCAACCAGAGGAAGGGUCGUGGAUCCAUUUUCACGGCCAACACCCGCCUGAACAAGGCCCCUGCCCAGUUCCGUGUCCUCGACUACGCCGAGCGCCAUGGAUACACCCGCGGUGUGGUGAAGGAGAUCAUCCACGACCCCGGCCGUGGUGCUCCUCUUGCCCGGGUCCAGUUCCGUCACCCCUACAAGUUCAAGCACAUCACCGAGACCUUCAUCGCCAACGAGGGCAUGUACACCGGCCAAUUCAUCUACGCCGGCAAGAACGCCACCCUGACCGUCGGCAACAUCCUCCCUCUGGCCUCCGUUCCCGAGGGUACCGUUGUGACCAACGUGGAGGAGAAGGCUGGUGACCGUGGUGCUCUUGGCCGCACCUCCGGUAACUACGUUACCGUCAUUGGCCACAACCCCGAGGAUGGCAAGACCAGAAUCAAGCUUCCUAGCGGUGCCAAGAAGGUCGUCAAGAGCACCUCCCGCGGUAUGGUCGGUAUCGUUGCCGGUGGUGGUCGUACCGACAAGCCCCUGCUCAAGGCUUCUCGUGCCAAGCACAAGUUCGCUGUCAAGCGCAACUCGUGGCCCAAGACUCGUGGUGUUGCCAUGAACCCUGUGGAUCACCCUCACGGUGGUGGUAACCACCAGCACAUUGGUAAGGCCUCGACCAUCUCCCGCUACGCCGCCCACGGUCAAAAAGCCGGUCUUAUUGCUGCCCGGAGAACUGGUCUCCUCCGCGGUACCCAGAAGACCAAGGAGUAAGCGUGUGUUUGUGCGGAGUUUUCUUUUCUGUGACGGGGUUCAAAAUGCUCUUCUGCUACGAGAGAUAUAUGUACUUAGGCGACUAUGGAUCACGUCCUUAGCGAAUUAAGGUUGUGGCCACCCUAUUCCCUAAUGCUCACCAGAACGCCGGGCCCUUGCGAUACCUUUUACAUGGCAUACUCGAGCAGGCCAGAAAAAAUCGAUGAUAUCAAAAAUGAGAAAUUCCAU
Molecule: messenger RNA, 1025 nt
Organism: Penicilliopsis zonata CBS 506.65
Lineage: Eukaryota; Fungi; Ascomycota; Eurotiomycetes; Eurotiales; Aspergillaceae
Exons: 5
Coding region: 33-797 (254 amino acids)
Biological process (GO): cytoplasmic translation
Cellular component (GO): cytosolic large ribosomal subunit; ribosome
Molecular function (GO): RNA binding; structural constituent of ribosome
Source: RefSeq, a predicted model, not a curated record